UUCCCAUCCACUCGAAACUUCUCUGUAUUCUCUUAACCCCCAAAGCUUGGAUUUUUAAGCUCUUUUUUGUUUAUCAACUAUCUCACUUUCCUUCACUUACCCUCUAAAUUCUAUAAUGGCUGCUUUGGAAUUCUCCAUAUCUUCAGCUUUUGUGUUGGUUUUUGUUGUUGGCACUUGGGUUUUACCAGGAGCUGAAUCCAAGACUUACUGGGGCGAUGCAGAGGUGUUGAAGCAGCUCAAAAAUGGAAUCGACCCUAACUCGGUGAGUCCGGGUUCUUGCUUGAGUUCCUGGGAUUUCACCGUUGAUCCAUGUGACAGCCUCUUCAGUGAACGAUUCACAUGUGGUUUCAGGUGCGACCUUACGGUUUCUGGGUUAAGCCGGGUCACGGAAGUUACCCUUGAUUCAGCUGGUUACGCUGCUUCACUCUCAUCUGCUUCCUGGAAUCUCCCUUACUUGCAAAUUCUCGACCUCUCCAACAAUUUCUUCUCUGGGUCGAUUCCGGUGUCACUCGCCAACCUGACUCGGUUAACUCGGCUGGGUCUUUCGAGGAACACACUCUCCGGAGAGAUACCGUCGGCGAUUGGGUCUUUCUCUAGCCUUGAAGAGCUUUACCUCGAUAACAACAACCUGCACGGCCCUAUUCCUACAAGCUUCAAUGGUCUCGUGAGCUUGAAAAGACUCGAAAUCCAAUCGAACCACCUCUCUGGCGAGUUACCCGAGUUGGGCUCACUGGAAAACUUAUAUUUUCUCGAUGCAAGUAACAAUGCCAUCUCUGGGUAUCUGCCCACAACUCUGCCACCUUCCUUGAUCCAAAUCUCCAUGAGGAACAACACGAUUGAAGGUACAAUCCCUCAGAGUCUCCAAUAUUUGAGCUUUCUUCAAGUACUAGACUUGAGUCACAACAAACUCACCGACUCAGUCCCUUACUUCCUGUUUAACCACCCAUCACUGCAACAACUCACUCUGGCAUUCAAUGCCUUCACAUCAGUACAAUAUCCUUCAAAUUUAGGCACCCAAAGUGUGCUAAUUGCCGUCGAUUUGAGCAAUAACGAGCUUCAAGGUUGGUUACCUCCGUUUCUGCCAUUAAUGCCAAAUCUGUCAGCUUUAUCCUUGGAGAACAAUAAGCUGUCGGGUUUUAUCCCGGUCCAGUACGCGUUGAAGACGGUUGUGCCCGGACCCGGUAUUGCCCCGUUUGUUAGGCUUUUGCUCGGCGGAAACUACUUGUUCGGACCGAUUCCGAGAGCUUUACUGGUACUCAAACCGGGCACUGCAAACGUGAGCCUUGCCGAUAACUGCUUGAUUAGGUGUCCGUUGCGGUUCUUUUUUUGCCAAGGUGCUGACCAGAAAUCUUUAACCGCUUGUAAGAGCCCUGUAAUUCCUUGAUUUGUGUAAUAAAUUACUGCAAUGUCUGGAUGUUGAAGCACUUGAGUUGUGCGUUUACCCUACUGUUCAGGCUUUUACU
This is a messenger RNA of Hibiscus syriacus, 1463 nucleotides long. Its product is annotated as LRR receptor-like serine/threonine-protein kinase SIK1. Lineage: Eukaryota; Viridiplantae; Streptophyta; Magnoliopsida; Malvales; Malvaceae. The transcript has a single exon. The coding region runs from base 116 to 1384 and encodes 422 amino acids. Gene Ontology annotation, molecular function: protein binding. The record is from RefSeq and is a predicted model, not a curated record.